This is a messenger RNA of Hydra vulgaris (swiftwater hydra), 774 nucleotides long. RefSeq names its product DNA-directed RNA polymerase III subunit RPC10. The record is from RefSeq and is a predicted model, not a curated record. Gene Ontology annotation, cellular component: RNA polymerase III complex. Gene Ontology annotation, biological process: DNA-templated transcription; termination of RNA polymerase III transcription. Gene Ontology annotation, molecular function: zinc ion binding; nucleic acid binding. Lineage: Eukaryota; Metazoa; Cnidaria; Hydrozoa; Anthoathecata; Hydridae.
UGCUUUAACUAUUUACAAUGAAAUUCUGAGAAUGCUAUUAUUUUGUCCUACUUGUGCAAAUGUUUUGGUGGUCGAGGAAGCUUCUGGUUCAUCAUCAUUUCGAUUUGCAUGCAAAACAUGUCCCUUUAUAUAUGAUAUUGUUAAAAAGAUAUCUGAUAAGAGGUAUACUAAACUUAAAGAAGUGGAUGAUGUUUUGGGUGGAGAAGAUGCAUGGAAGAAUGUAGAUUCUACUGAAGAAAAAUGCCCAAAAUGUGAGUUCAAAAAAGCAUAUUUCAUGCAAAUUCAGACAAGAUCUGCUGAUGAACCAAUGACAACAUUUUACAAAUGCUGUUCAUGUGGUCAUCGCUGGAAAGAAUAACAUCCUUUUUCUACUAAACUGGUACUCCUGUUAACUAUUGAGUUAACCUUCUGUGAGCAAACUAUCUAUGAUUUUAUUGUUUUUUAAGACUAUUAAAUUUAAAAGGACUAUCAAAUUCAAAAGGACUAUUAAAUUCAAAAGGACUAUUAAAUUCAAAUGGACUAUUAAAUUCAAAUGGACUAUUAAAUUCAAAAGAAAUUAAAUUCAAAAGAAAAAAAAAAGAUUUUUUAAUUAUAAAAAAGAUCUUUUAAUUAUAAAAUGGUUUUUUUAUUUAAAGUUUUCUCAAUAUAAUAGAUUGAUUACUUUUGUUUUUAUUUGUAUUUCUUGCAUUUAUUUACAUAUAGUUUCAAAUAUCAAACUUUAAUAUGUUGAAAUAAUGAUUUAUAACUCAGGAAUAUUUGCACUGGCUUUUAGCA